GGGGCAGAGUAGGCCGGGUACGGCGCUUGGUCUUAGCGCAUCAGCGCUCCCGGCAGCGACGCGACCUGUGACCAUGGUGGCUGUGCUGGGCGACCGGGGCGUGUUGCGCCUGCGGCUGCUGCUCUCAGCGCUGAAGCCCGGGAUCCACGUCCCACGGGCCGGACCCGCGGCCGCGUUCGGGUAAUGGCGGCCACCUCGCCCCGGGGAUCCCCAGCGUCGGCGCGCUCGAGGGGAGGCGGGAGGGGCGCGUGCCGACAGCAGGAGUUCCCGGCGCUGCGUGGGCGCGGCCUGGCCGCCCUGUUGCCCUUUGUGCCGCGAGACCCCGAUCCUGGGGGCCAGCCGCACUUGGUGCUCGAGCCUCUCGAUCGUGCAUGCGCCUCGGUCAGCCGCAGUUCAAGGAGUCUGGAGCCGUGGAGGCUUGGGCUAUGGAGUGCAGCCCCUUCAGUGUGCAGACCAGAAAGACCCAGGGAGAUACAUUUGCCUGUAGUGUAGACUCACCCGUGACGGAGCACGGAUUAGAAUCCCAACGCCCUUAUUAGUCCAUUGCUCUGUCCAGAGUCCACACUGAGGGCAUAAGGACAAUAAUCUCUUCUUCCUGUUAUGUCAGAAGUCAGCCUGAGCCUGAGUACCGCUAAGGCUUUAAUCACGGGUCCUGAGAACCCUAAAUCUUCUCUUUGCUUGCUGAUCUCGUACCUUAAUAUGCAAAAGAAUCACGUUGGGAACUGAAAAUUCGGAAUCCUGGGCCUCACUCCCAGAGGAUCUGAUCUACAUGUGUGGAGAUGCCCAGGAAUCUGCUUUAUUAUCCUUUGUUCUCCCACAUGUCCCCCCAUUUCAGCACCUCGGUAACCUCUGCCAAAGUGGCUGUGAAUGGCGUUCAGCUGCAUUACCAGCAGACUGGAGAGGGAGAUCACGCAGUCCUGCUACUUCCUGGGAUGUUGGGAAGUGGAGAGACUGAUUUCGGACCUCAGCUCAAGAACCUCAAUAAGAAGCUCUUCACGGUGGUCGCCUGGGAUCCUCGAGGCUACGGACAUUCCAGGCCCCCAGAUCGUGAUUUCCCAGCAGACUUUUUUGAAAGGGAUGCGAAAGAUGCUGUUGACUUGAUGAAGGCGCUGAAGUUUAAGAAGGUUUCUCUGCUGGGGUGGAGUGAUGGGGCCAUAACCGCACUCAUUGCUGCUGCAAAAUAUCCGUCUUACAUCCACAAGAUGGUGAUCUGGGGCGCCAACGCCUACGUCACUGACGAAGACAGCAUGAUAUACGAGGGCAUCCGAGAUGUUUCUAAAUGGAGUGAGCGAACAAGAAAGCCUCUAGAAGCCCUCUAUGGGUAUGACUACUUUGCCAGAACCUGUGAAAAGUGGGUGGAUGGCAUAAGACAGUUUAAACAUCUCCCAGAUGGUAACAUCUGCCGGCACCUGCUGCCCCAGGUCCAGUGCCCCACCUUGAUUGUGCACGGUGAGAAGGAUCCUCUGGUCCCACGGUUUCAUGCCGACUUCAUUCAUGAGCACGUGAAAGGCUCACGGCUGCAUUUGAUGCCAGAAGGCAAACACAACCUGCAUUUGCGUUUUGCAGAUGAAUUCAACAAGUUAGCAGAAGACUUCCUACAAUGAGAAUGCACACUGGAGUCGGUGGUUCCUUCGUGUGGGGUUUGAUCAUGUUGCUGCCUGUUACCAUGAUACCUUUGAAACUCUCCGCCUUUGAAACUUUCUACCCCUCCCUUCAAUCUUAUCCUAACCAAAUGAGAAUAAUGACAUAUUGAAAACAGCCUCUAGCUUCAGGCUGGGCACCUUGGCUCACAGCUAUAAUCUCAGCACUUUAGGAGGCUGAGGUAGAAGAAUUGCCUGAGCCCAGGAGUUCAAGACCAGCUUGUGCAAUAUAGGGAGACUCCGGCUCUACAAAAAAAAGUUUUUCAAAAUUAGCCAGGUGAAGUGGCACACAUCUGUGGUCCCAGCUGCUCAGGAAGCUGAGGUGGGAGGAUCACUUGAGCCCAAUUCAAAGCUGCAGUGAGCUGUAAUUGCAUCACUGCACUCCAACCUGGGCAACAGAGUAAGACCUUGUCUUUAAAAAAUAAAAAAGGAAUAAAGCCUCUAACUUCAAUAGCUAUGAAAAUUAAAUCCGAUUUUCUUUUUUUUUUUUUUUUGAGACGGAGUCUCGCUCUGUCACCCAGGCUGGAGUGCAGUGGCGCAAUCUCGGCUCACUGCAAGUUCCACCUCCCGGGUUCAUGCCAUUCUCCUGCCUCAGCCUCUCCGAGUAGCUGGGACUACAGGCGCCCACCACCACGCCCGGCUAAUUUUUUUGUAUUUUUAGUAGAGACGGGGUUUCACCGUGGUCUUGAUCUCCUGACCUCGUGAUCCGCCCGCCUCGGCCUCCCAAAGUGCUGGGAUUACAAGCGUGAGCCACUGCGCCCGGCAAAUCCGAUUUUCUAACAUGAAGUUGUGACAAGUUAUACCAUUGUCUUAACAGGUGAAUUCCUGCCAUAAUUUAUUUUCAAAUAAAUUUUAGGUGGAGAA
Molecule: messenger RNA, 2504 nt
Organism: Symphalangus syndactylus (siamang)
Lineage: Eukaryota; Metazoa; Chordata; Mammalia; Primates; Hylobatidae
Gene: BPHL
Product: biphenyl hydrolase like
Molecular function (GO): serine hydrolase activity
Source: RefSeq, a predicted model, not a curated record